This is a messenger RNA of Linum trigynum, 14880 nucleotides long. Lineage: Eukaryota; Viridiplantae; Streptophyta; Magnoliopsida; Malpighiales; Linaceae. The record is from the annotation of a GenBank genome assembly.
GAGCGGUGGUAUGACCCGUUGCUCUUUUUUUGUGGGUUGGGCUUCCUGGUCCAUGCACUUCUUCUGGCGAGUGGGUUGCAACUUAUGAUGUUUCACGUAGCGGUGGUUGGGCAUGUUGCUUGUGUCGUCGCUCAUUCCUUUGUCCAAAUAGACUGAAUCUUCUUCCUAUGGGCUCGUCUUGUGAUAAUGUAGCAACUUGUAGUUGACUUCCCCAUCAUUAGACCUCUUUUUUCUCACGAAAGCUCAUUAAUCUUUUGUUUAUAGCUCAUUUGGUCCUAUAGAGUUCUUCAAUGCUUGAUCCACUCAUCCUUAGGUUGCUUUGUACCUUCAAAAUCAUCAAAAAUACCCAGAAGGCAUCAAAGAGUACAAGAACAUUGCCUAGGUCUAUUAUAAGCUCAUUGAUCAAACGAUUUAGGCAAGAAAUAGCAUUGAAAUGACUAAAGAUGCAUUGAUAGAAGAGGAAAAUGCAACAAGAAUGGGAGUGAAAAAUACUAUAAAUAAAGUGUCAUCAAACAUCGAUGAAUAUUAUUAUGUGGAGAUACCUUGCGAAGGAGUAGUGGAUAUACCCUAAAAGCUCAGCGACGUGAGUUAGUGGAUUGAAUUCAAUAGAAUCUCAACAUGAUUUGAAUUCGACUCCGUCUACACCAUCAGUGUCACAACCUCUCUCGAUAAAUCAUUUUACCCCUAACAUUACGUAUGGAGAAAAUGAAUUUGACAUGAACUCUUUGAAAGCAUAUAUGGGCUUAACAUAACAACUAUUGUUAUUUUAUCCUACUAUUCAAGAUAUGAUUAGAAGGCACCAUCUUCAAAAGGAGUUCGCUUACCUGAUCAUGAUUUUCCAUCAAAAGAUAUUAGAUGAACAUCUCGGAGCUUUAAGCCUCCUGAGUACAAAAAAAUAGCAUUGAUUGGAACAUAAUAUUGGAAAGAUCAUAUUGCUUGUAUUGUUAUAUGUUUAGGACCAACGAUGACAAGAAUUGUAGAUGUAUUUUUUUUUAAUUUUAAGGGUUUUAAAGCUUGAAAAUUGGGAGACGAGGGUCUUGACUCUUGAGGAACAUGUUAGUCAUGUCAAAAGUGAGCAAAACAAGAAUGUGAGAAAAUCUGAGGACUUGUUGAAACAAUCACAUAAAAUUGGAGUUUCUUUAUGUAAACAGGCAAAUAAGCAAAUAUGGAUUAUAAAACUCGUUUGCAAGUUUAAAUUGGUUGAAUCAAGCAUUGUAUACGCCAAGGUCAUUCACUUUAUGGGCAUGAAAAAAAUAUCAUUUUCAAAUAUUAACGAUUUUACUGAACUUCUGAAAUAUCGUGCUCAUGGUAUAUAAGAAAGUGAAAUGUGUUGUGUUGAGAAAUGCUCCCAAAAACCUUCAAUUGAUUUCCCAAGACAUACAAAUGGAUAAUAUACAUGCAAUUUCCAUUAAAAUAACCAAGAAAAUCAUAUGUCAUCGAUGAUUAUGUUUUUUCCAUUUUGUGGAUGAGGCUCACGAUACGUCGAUAAAAAAUACAAUAGCUAUCAUGUUGCGCCAUGUAAAAGAAGAAUAUAUUUAGUUGAGAGAUUUCUUAGGAUAUCUUAUUGUUCGUAGGGAAAAUUUUCUAUAGAAAAUAAUAGGGAUAAAGGAUGAGAUUCUCUUCUUCAUAGUAUUGUUUCAUUUUGCUACUACAAAAUCUCUUUCAGUUAUCAAUGUGGAUGAUUUUAUACUUUCCUCUUGGAUUUAUCGCUUCCAACGGAAAAUAUUAUAGGUUGAUUUUGAUAUUUUGGAUGUGUAAUUAAUCAUGUUUUCACAAUUUUGUCAAUUACGCGAUAAAUCAGAUUUCAUUUGUGGCAUUAUCUUAAAGAAAUAGUCUUACAUUGGAAAUUUUCAGGUUGAACAAAAUGUGAAACAUGCACAAGAUAAAAAUGUAAGUAAGGCUAGUAAAGAGAUUAAGAAUGAGCAAAUUAAUUUUCUUAACUCUUAGUUUGUGAAUAAUCAUAAAACAAUUACGUGAAUUUAUGAUGUGACAAAUUAUGGGAAAAUUUCAAAGGCAUAUUGUACUAUGAGAUGGGUUUAAUUGAGACAAACAUGAUUCUUCAAAUAAACAUAUCAACAAGUUGUGAUCACUGUUUAAUGAGAUGAAUUGUAUAACAUUUGACCAAAUUUUUUUGAUUGUCUGCAUGGGAAACUAUUUGUUUAUGUUCAUAAAUUAUAAAUGUUAUAAAUUAUUAUAACUCAAUGCAUUUUUUAUUAGUAAUCUUUCGAAAUAUGGUUUUUUCUUUCUAUUUUUAUGUGUCAUCCAUCAAAUCUACUGGAAACACGCACAACUCUUUCAAGUUCUUGGAGCUUAAUUGUAUAACAUUUGGCCAAGUUUUUUUGACACUCUCCAUGAAAAAUUAGUUAUUUAUGUAUUUAAAUUAUUGAUGAACAUAUUAACAAGCUGUGAUGGUUGUUCAAUUAGCUCAGUUGUAUAACAUUUGGUCAAGUUUCAUUGAUUGCCUGCUCAAUAAACUUGUUUUUUAAUGUAUUCAACUUAUUGAUGAACAUAUCAAUAAGUUGUGAUGGCUAUUGAAUAACCCAAAUUGUGUACCAUUUGGCCAAGUUUCAGUAAUUGUCUGCAUGAAAAACUAGUUGUUUGUGUUCUUAAUUUAAUAAUAAACAUAUCAACAAGUUGUGAUAACUGUUCAAUGAGCUGAAUUGUAUAACAUUUGACCAAAUUUUUUUGAUUGCCUGCAUGAAAAACUAUUUGUUUAUGUUCAUAAAUUAUAAAUGUUAUAAAUUAUUAUAACUCAAUUCAUGUUUUAUUAGUAAUCUUUCGGAAUAUGGUUUUUUUUUCUAUUUUUAUGUAUCAUCCAUCAAAUCUACCGGAAACACGCACAACUCGUUCAAGUUUUUGGAGCUUAACAUGAGAUCAAAUAUUUUUUUAGGUUGGAGAAAGUACGAAACAGGCAAAAUCCUCACAAUUUUAUUAAAGUUCAACAAAAUAUUAAAUAAUUAAACCAGAAAAGUAAAAAAGUUAAAAUUGAGCAACCCAAUUUUCUUAAUACAAAAUUUCCCAAUAAUCAUAAAAUAAUUACAUGAAUUGAUGAGGUGACUAAUUCGGUGAUAUUCAAAGGUAUACUAUAUUCUGAAAUGAGUUCAACUGAUAUGGAAUAUAAGUUUUAAAAUUUGAAUUUGUGGAAUAUGAAUAAUGCAAAAUAAUUCUUUUGUUUUUGCAUAUUUUACACAUCAUAUGAUAAUCUUCUAAAAAUAAGUAACACGAACCCUCUUUGUUUAUAAGUGAUUCAUAUACUUUCGAACUACCAAGAAACAUUUUUUCUUUUUCUCGUAAAGUAAGUUUGAUUUUUUUUUUCUAUAUCAGCCUUCAAUAGCCCGAUUUCUUGGAUUUCCUACAUGAAAAAUUAUUCAAUAAUACAAGUAUUUAUUUAACCAUAAAUGUUAGCAAUUCAAACUCAAAUGAUGUGCUGUUGGUAAUCUUUCAUCAUCUAAUGUGUUAGCAAUUCUUUCUACUCUUUUGUGUCAUCCAUUGUAAUCCAAUGGAAAGACACUAAAAUCUCUCAAAUAUUUGAGCUAGGGUGGUAAAAUUUUUAAGAAUUUACAACUAAAUUUUCAUAACUCAUAAUUUUUGGAUUAGCAAAACACUUAUAUGAAUUGACGAGCUUAUCAAUUUUGGAAGAUAUUUAUAGACAUAUUGUAUUAUGAAAUGAGUUCAACUAAGAUAGAGGAUUAGUUUUGAAAUAUGGAUUUGUGGAGCAAGAAUAAUGCAAUAAAUUGUUUUGGUUUAGUAGAAAUUACACAUCACAUACACCACUGUAAGUAAUAGAGGUCAAUAUUCGUUUUAAAAUUGUUGAUAUACUUGCAAAUGUAAAUAAAUAUAUUGUUUCGUUGAUUAUUAACUUUGAAUUUGUUUUUGUAUGUCCAUACUGUGAUGGAUGUUUAACGGGGUAAUCAUAAAAUUUAUGGUUUUUUGUUUGACAUUAUUGUCAUCAUGGAUUAACCUUUUGUGCUUUGAAUGAACUUCAUAAUGGUAGAAUGAGUCGAAUGGAUUCCUACACUAUCAAUUAAAUAUUGUGGUUGUGAAAAAACUCAUUUUCAAAGUUAAACUUCUUGGUUGUGAGAGGUUUUUAUAAACAUAUCAACAAGCUGUGAUGGUUGUUCAAUAAACUGAAUUAUAUAACAUUUGGCUAGAUUUCUUUGAUUGGCUGCAUGAGAAACUAGUUUAUAUAUUUUCAAAUUAUUGAUGAACAUAUCAACAAGCCAUGAUGGCUGUUCAAUGAGCAGAAUUGUAUAACAUUUGGCCAAGUUUUUUUGACACUCUCCAUGAAAAAUUAGUUGUUUAUGUAUUUAAAUUAUUGAUGAACAUAUCAAGAAGCCAUGAUGGCUGUUCAAUGAGCAGAAUUGUAUAAUAUUUGGCCAAGUUUUUUUGACACUCUCCAUGAAAAAUUAGUUGUUUAUGUAUUUAAAUUAUUGAUGAACAUAUCAACAAGCCAUGAUGGCUGUUCAAUGAGCAGAAUUGUAUAACAUUUGGCCAAGUUUUUUUGACACUCUCCAUGAAAAAUUAGUUGUUUAUGUAUUUAAAUUAUUGAUGAACAUAUCAACAAGCUGUGAUGGUUGUUCAAUUAGCUCAGUUGUAUAACAUUUGGUCAAGUUUCUUUGAUUGCCUGCUCAAUAAACUUGUUUUUUAAUGUAUUCAACUUAUUGAUGAACAUAUCAAUAAGUUGUGAUGGCUAUUGAAUAACCCAAAUUGUAUACCAUUUGGCCAAGUUUUAGUAAUUGUCUGCAUGAAAAACUAGUUGUUUGUGUUCUUAAUUUAAUAAUAAACAUAUCAACAAGUUGUGAUAACUGUUCAAUGAGCUGAAUUGUAUAACAUUUGACCAAUUUUUUUUGAUUGCCUGCAUGAGAAACUAUUUGUUUAUGUUCAUAAAUUAUAAAUGUUAUAAAUUAUUAUAACUCAAUUCAUGUUUUAUUAGUAAUCUUUCGGAAUAUGGUUUUUUUUCUUUCUAUUUUUAUGUGUCAUCCAUCAAAUCUACUGGAAACACGCAUAACUCUUUCAAGUUUUUGGAGCUUAACAUGAGAUCAAAUAUUUUUUAGGUUGGACAAGUACGAAACGCGCAAAAUCCUCACAAUUUUAUUAAAGUUCAACAAAAUAUUAAAUAAUUAAAACAGAAAAGUAAAAAGGUUAAAAUUGAGCAACACAAUUUUCUUAAUACAAAAUUUCCCAAUAAUCAUAAAACAAUUACAGGAAUUGAUGAGGUGACUAAUUCGGUGAUAUUCAAAGGUAUACUAUAUUCUGAAAUGAGUUCAACUGAUAUGGAAUAUAAGUUUUAAAAUUUGAAUUUGUGGAAUAAGAAUAAUGCAAAAUAAUUCUUUUGUUUUUGUAUAUUUUACACAUCAUAUGAUAAUCUUCUAAAAAUAAGUAACGCGAACCCUCAUUGUUUAUAAGUGAUUCAUAUACUUUCGAACUACCAAGAAACAUUUUUUCUUCUUCUCGUAAAGUAAGUUUGAUUUUUUUUUCUAUGUUCAGCCUUUAAUAGCCCGAUUUCUUGGAUUUCCUACAUGAGAAAUUAUUCAAUAAUACAAGUAUUUAUUUAACCAUAAAAUUUAGCAAUUCAAACUCAAAUGAUGUACUGUUGGUAAUCUUUCAUCAUCUAAUUUGUGGUUUAUGCAUUUUUAUCUCAUUGAUUAUUAACUUAGAAUAUGAUUUUUUUCUUUCUACUCUUUUGUGUCAUCCAUUGUAAUCCAAUGAAAGACACUAAAAUCUCUCAAAUAUUUGAGCUAGGGUGGUAAAAUUUUUAAGAAUUUACAACUAGAUUUUCAUAACUCAUAAUUUUUGGAUUAGCAAAACACUUAUAUGAAUUGACGAGCUUAUCAAUUUUGGAAGAUAUUUAUAGACAUAUUGUAUUAUGAAAUGAGUUCAACUAAGAUAGAGGAUUAGUUUCGAAAUAUGGAUUUGUGGAGCAAGAAUAAUGCAAUAAUUUUUUUUGGUUUAGUAGAAAUUACACAUCACAUACACCACUGUAAGUAAUAGAGGUCAAUAUUUGUUUUAAAAUUGUUGAUAUACUUGUAAAAUGUAAAUAAAUAUAUUGUUUCGUUGAUUAUUAACUUUGAAUUUGUUUUUGUAUGUCCAUACUGUGAUGGAUGUUUAACGGCGUAACCAUAAAAUUUAUGUUUUUUUGUUUGACAUUAUUGUCAUCAUGGAUUAACCUUUUGUGCUUUGAAUGAACUUCAUAAUGGUAGAAUGAGUCGCAUGGAUUCCUACACUAUCAAUUAAAUAUUAUGAUUGUGAAAAAGUUCAUAUUCACAGUUGAACUGCUGAAUUAUGAGAAAUUUUGAUCAAUAGAUCAGCUGGUUGUGAUGCAUGUUCAACGAAACGUGUUGUAUAACUUUUGAUUAUAUAUUUUUUCACGACAACAAAUUUGGCCUAUUAGGACAAAAAAAUUAUUUUGUCAUUUUUUGUCUGUCGCAAUAAGUACGAUGAUAUGACAAAAAUAAUAUAUGUCCUAUUUUGUAUGCCUAAUGUGACAAAUAAAAUUUGUUUUCAGAAUAUGUCGUCAUUUAAAGUGAGUAAUCUGAUAAAUGUUUAGUGUCACAAUUAAUUUUGUCAAAAUAGGCAUCCCAUAUCGGGAUGUAAAAGACUCAACAGUGACAAAUUUCUUGUUGUCAGAAUAGUUCGUCAUUUGAAGUGAGUAAUGUGACAAAUAUUUCGUGUCACAAUUAAGUUUGUCAAAAUGGGCAUGCCAUAUCGGGAUGUAAGAGACACAAAAGUGACAAAUUAUAUCAUCAGAUUAGCUUUUGUCAUAUUAUGCCUUCCUGGAUUGUUUAAAUGACAAAGUAUUUUGUCAGAAUAGAUAGCAAUAAUCCCACGGCGAGCUUACAAAAGUGCAUGUUCGUCAUAAUAUAGUGGUCUCGGCUUUGACAAAAGACAUGUUCGUCAUAAUAUAGUGGAUUCGUUUUUGACAAAAAGGCAUUUUCGUCAAAUUUGCUUGUGCUAUAUUGAAACCUCGUUUUGGACUAAAACCCCGUUACCCUUGGGUGUUAUAUGACACCUAGAUUAGCGUCCCAUGAUUUUAUCUAUGGGCGGAAAAGGAAACUCAAAUUAUCGCUCUCCAUAAAAACUUUUGACAAUUGAAAAUUUUUAAGUGCCCAGUGGCGCAUCCUUUAAUUUUUGGAAUUAUAUAUAUAUAUAUCAGGCUAGCAUACACCUGUCGUACGCUAUACGCCUGUGUUCACACUAAAAAUAAUUAUGAUUAAACUAAUUAUUUUAAAAAUACAUAUUACAAUCACAUCCAUUAAUUUAUAUUUAUAUAUGUUGUGAUCCCAAAACAUAUAGAAAACAACAAACUACAAUUACAUCCAUUUAAUCAAAAGACCACUUAUUUCAUUUAAAAAAGACAGCCCACUUAUUUGCGUUCGCCAUAAGUACGACCCAAAAUCACGAACCCAUUAAAACCAACCAAAGCACACCGUAGUCAUCAUUACUGCUAUUUUUCGAUCUAAACCUCCCCUGCAGAUUUGUUGUGCAAGAAAAAAGAGCAGUGAUACCAAUUAACAGUUCAAACACAGAACACAAAACCAAAAACUUAAAAAUGAAACCAAUUCACUCUUACUAGAUUUUAAAACUGCAAAGUUGCUUGGAUGAUUCUAUUGGAUUUCCUUAUCCUAUACAUAAUACAGAGCAGGAACGUAACAACAAAAUAAUUGGAAAUUGAAAUGCAUAAUACAAACAGAAUGCACACUAUUUUGAGAAAUUUUACAAUGCUAUAUAGUAUUGGUGCUAUAGGGUUUUGCCUUUAUGGUACAACUUAAAAUUGUACAUUUACGUUAUGGUACAACUUCAGAUUGUACCUAUACUUUUUGUACAAAUUCUUUUAUGGUACAACUUGAACUUGUACCUUUAUGUGAUGGUACAACUUCAAGUUGUAAAGUUGUACCAUAACAUAAUUGUACAAAUAGCUUUAUGGUACAACCUAAACUUAUACAUUUAAUGUUAUGGUACAACUUUGAGUUGUACAUUAAAGCACCAAUACUAUAUAGCAUAGUAAAAGUGCUCCACUAUUUUAACACCGUUGAGAAAAUUUAGCAUCAAUGCUAAGUAUUCCAUGAUUGAAGGUUCUCAAUUAUUAAUGAGCUAGUCGAUUAGGGCUUCUUCUGCUUGCUUUCCUUCGCUUCGGUUGCUGGGCAUAAUAAUCUCUUCUUGCCUUGUCAUUUACCCAUCUGAACUUUAACUGUUGCAGUUGUAGACCUUAAUCAUUUUUUUGCAAUGUCCAUCAAGUUUUAUUUGGAGAUGGCGCCUAUUUGGAGAUGUGCAGUUAUACAGAUGCAAUUGUUCCAAGGAUUUCAAACAAGCAAGGUCCUCAAUCUCUCGCAUAUUUGGAGCAUCAGUGACGGAUAACAUUUUUAAUUGCUUCAACGACGCCAUCCUUGGAACAGUUGCAUUUGUAUAAUUGCUCAUCUUUGGAAAGACUUCCUACAGAUGAGCUAUCAGGUUUGAAGAAAUUGAGGAAGGUAGAGGUUGAAGGUUUCUCGCAGCGAUUGAUGGCAUUCAAAGGGGAUGCUAUGGUUUUCCUCCACUGUGCGACAUUCUUGAGCAAAGGCAAAGGAAUUGAGGAGGAGGAGGUAACGAGAAUAAAAAAAGAUUAGGAGUUAGCGGGCAAUGGAGGUAGAAGAAGAUCGCAAAAAAUCAGAGGAUAAUUAGCAGGGGCGAGGAGUGGGAUUGGGGUAAUUUGAUGGAAUGCUACAAAUAGUAAUUUGAUUGUUUAAGCUCGAGAUUGGGAGACUAAAAUGUACAAAACAUUAAUUAAUGGGUGUGGUCGAAAUUAUAAUUAUCAUUUGUAAUUAAUUCCACUAAACUCAUUUAAUUAUAAUAAAAAAUUGUUUAUAAGUGUGAACACAGGCGUACAGCGUACACCAGGUGUAUGCUAGCCUUUGCCAUAUAUAUAUAUAUGGUGCCUUCUACCGUACCCCGGGUGAAAUCCGGGGUACCGCAUACCUUGAGUAUGAAAACGCUAUCUAAACCUCGAAUUAGCAGGAUUUUUGGGCAUGAUACUAUAUCCUAACCCUUAAUGAGUGAACCCUAGAUUCUAAUUAUCUAAAUCAUAAACUAUAAACCCUAAGAUUGUGCAUUGAUAUUUUUGCCUAUAUUUGAACGAAUCAUAACCGUCGAUUAUUGUUUCUAAUUAAAUUGAUCUUGGGGUAUAAGAUUUAGAGAAUUAAGACCUAGAUUUUGAUUUUUAAGGGUUAGAGUGUAGUAUCAUGUCCGAAAGAUCAGUCAAUUCAAGUUCUGGAUAAUGUUUUCUUACUCAAGGUAUGCGGUACCCCGGAUUUCACCCUAGGUACUGUAGAACUCCCCAUAUAUAUAUAUAUAUAUAUAUAUAUAUAUAUAUGGUCGGAUGGUUUUAUUUUUCACUCCGCCGCCAAAACAUUCUCCUCCGUACGGUCGCCUCCUAGUCUCCUCCGCCGACAAAACCCUCCGUACCUACUCCCUCUCCUUCUCCCCGUCCAACCCUCCUUCCUCUCCACUCACCCACAUCCACGACUUAACCGGCCACUAGCAAUGCGUCUCCGAUAUCGCCUUCUCCUCCGACUCCCGCUUCCUCGUCUCCGCCUCCAAUGACAAAACCCUCCGCCUCUAGGACGUCACCAUGAGAUACUCCAUCACCUCCCUCACCGGCCACACAAAUUACAUCCUCUGCGCCAAUUUCAACCCUCAGAGCAACAUGAUCAUCUCUGGACAUGUCUCUUCGCCGCCUCAAACUAAACCUCUAGGUAUCCCACCACCGCCUUCACUCAUCACCAUUCUCGGUGCCCUCUCUCCUAUUGUUGAUGUGCCUCUUACCCUUAACUGGCUUUGAGAGGGUCCAAAUUUAUUACUUUAUGGUUUCUGCCUAAUAGAUCUAUGAUCUAACUCAGUUAGUUACCCUUAACUGGAUUUGAGACAAAGAGCUUACCGGUUGUGUCGCUCUUUGAAGCUCAACUUUUGUUCUCACGUAGCUUAUAUUGAUUGAUAUACCAGUUUAGCUAUGUGAUUGUCUGACUAAUUACAAGUUUCUUUUCCUAGCUAAUAAUUUCGUUUGAUAUAAAGGAAUCAGAGAAAGCUUGAAGCCAACUAGAGAUGAAGAUUACAAAGCAGAGAUUGUGGUACUGGUUGCUGCGAGAAUAGCUGGGGAGAUGAGGUUACUUACCAGUUUCCUUAAUUGGUUCAUUGUUAGAUAUGGCUUGCUAGUUGUAGAAUGUGUCUUAAUUGGUUCAUUAUUGCUGCCAAUGUCAGUUAUUGAUGACUAACUUCAUCCAACUGGCCAAAAUUUGUGUGUUAGAGAAUAUGCACAGGAAUUCUACUUAUUGCGCCUAAAUACAUAUAUGACCAUUCCUAUGCUCUUGGAUGCUUUAAUGUCCUAGGACUAUAUUUUCCUGAAAUGAGUAUGGUUUGUUAGCGGGUGACUGUCUUUAGACGAUUGGAUAAAGGUCUAUGUGACAUAUGAUCUUGUUGACUUUACCUUGGAGCAAUAGAUCCUUGACUUGCACUGCUCCACUCAGUUUGGCUUUCAUAAUUCUAGGUACUGAUGUAAAGGGAGAAGUUCUUUUUGUCUCUAAGACAUGCAUUGUCUUUCAUUGCUGUCGGAGAAGGUAUGGCUUGCAGUAGGGCUGCAAAUGAGCCAAGCCGCUCGCGAGCAACUCGGCGUUCGAAUCGGAAAAAACUCGUUCGACACUCGACUCGUUAUUUAACAAGCCGGCUCGCGAGCCAACUCGUUAGUUAACGAGCCAAGCCUGAGCUAGACCAUGCUCAGCUUGAUAAGCUCGCGAGCUAGCUUGAUUCGGUGGCUUGUCGAGCUAAGCUCGCGAGCUGCCUUGUUUUGAGCUUGUGGAAGGAUGAAUUACUCUUUUAAACAUGAACAUUGUCUUAUAAUACAGAUGUGUAUGAAAUUUAGAUAUUAUUUCUAGUUUCUAGUGUUCUUUCUAUCAUUUAAAUUCUUAUGUUUAUACAUUUUUCCAGCAAAAAUGAUUUAAAUCGAGCUCAUCUUGAGCCGAGCUUGUACUCAGCUUAACAAGCUAUGUUAAUGAGCAUUUAUCGAGCUCUACCGAGUCGAGCUCGAGCUAGAUUAUUUUUAUUCAAGCCGAGCUCGAGCUCGAGCUGGAUUAUCAAAAUUCGAGUUCGAGCCGAGCUCGAGCUGAAAAAUUAAUAAACGAGCCGAGCUCAAGCUAAGCAAAAACUCGACUCGACUCGGCUCGUUUGCAGCCCUAGCUUGCAGUACUCUACUCAUUUUGGCCUUUACUCUCUCUUGCACUUGAUAAAUGCUACAGCCACUUGAUAACUGCUUUUGCUGCACUUAUAUGAUUUCUAUAUAGUAGCUAGCUGGUUUACUUCAAUGCAAAUCUUUGCUCUGUUUAUUUCCGCUUUGGGUCUGUGAGCGUGCACUGCUUGUGGUGGCAACUUUGUAUGCCAAAUAAAUGGUCUUGAUAUGAUGCUUUAGAGGGGAGGUGCUGCUUUGUGGUAUUACAAAUCAUCAUAAGAAGCUUUGCACGUUGGUAAUCUACAAAGUGUUGCUUUACUUAUAUCUUGCAAAUUAUUGAUUUUGAUUGUUGGUAUUUCUAAUUUUGGAAAUGGGCAGUGUGUGAUUUAUGAUGGACUUGAAUCAAGGAACUGGUGAGUGCUUAUGGUGGUGAAUUAGUGGUCUUUGGUUAUGGCAAACUUCAUGGAAAUCAACUUGUAAUAAUGGUGUUUAGCUCUUGUAAGUUGUAUGUUGCUAUGGUUCUGAUUUUUGUUGAAAAGGGAAGGGUGGGUUUAGAUAUGAAUAUGCGUUUUGUUUGUGGGUUACUUUAAACAAAAUUGAGGUAUUCUAAAUUAUCUUUCUAAUUUGAGUGGAGAGUAUUCUUAUGAUGUGUUUUGCGUUUAGUUUUAAACAAAUGCCAGAAAUGAGUGAUUACUUGAUAUAGAUGACGAUGAUGAUGAAUGAUAGUGGUUGAUUACUAAAGGAGAAACAACUCCAAGCAGAAGUGGAGGCAACAAAAGUUGAAGUGGAGAGAAAGGCCAAGGAGUUUGAGGAGAAGAUACAAAGUCAGGAGGAGCAACUAAAAAGGUGGAAUGGUUUGUGUCGAGGUGAACAAGGUGGAAUGUUUUGUGUCAUGGUGGACAACUUAGAAUGUUUGAUUAUGAUGACAAGAAGUUAGACUACUAUGGAAAUGGUUGUAAUAUUUUGGAUCUUUGGUAAUAUUACCAUUAUUCGCUUGCAAUGCAGUAAACAUUUUCGAAUUAUGAAAUUUUUGAAGCAGGUCAAUUGUGACACCUUUCCUGACAACCUAUACUCGUUAUAAUAUGCAGUUAUGACAAAAUAUAUUCGUUAUAAUAUUUAUUUAUGACAAAAUAAUGUUGUCACAAUAAACACUUGUGACCAAAUGUUGUCGUCACAAUAUACAGUUAUGACAAAAUAUAACUGUGUAAUAUGACGAACAAUUCUCCCAAAAUCACCAGAUUAUGACAACCGUAAUGGCAAAAUAUGUCGUCAUAACAUCUCUGUUUGUCGCAAUAGACUACCCAAAACUUCAGCUAUACUGAAAGCAAAUGUGACAACCUAGUUUUAAAUUUUUGUCAUAUUUGACCUAUCCUGAUGGCGAUAAAAUAACAAACGUUUGUGACAACACCUUUUGUCAUAGUAUACCUAAUAUGACAAAAUAGGUAUCUAAUAUGAAAAAAUUGUCUCGUCAUAAUAGGCCGAAUUUAUUGUAGUGUUUAUGAAAUACAUGAAAAAUUAGUUGAGAGUGAAAAUUAUAUCAUUGAGUUAUAAUGUUAUUAAUUAAAAUCAACUCAUUAAUCAACCCACUCAAGUUUUUACUCUUCUGUGUCAUCCAUUGUAUUCAACCCUAUCAAGUUUCUUGGAAAUUACUAGAAGAUCAAAUAUUCUAGAUAUGGCGGUAAAGUUUUUAAGAAUUAGCAAUCUCAUAACUCAUAAUUUUUGGAUGAUAAUAAAAUACUUAUACGAAUUGAUGAGCUGACCAAUUCUUGGGGAUGUUUAAAGGCAUAUUGUAUUAUGGAUUGAGUUCAACUAAGAUGAAUAAUGAGUUUUGAAAUACGGAUUUGUGUACUUAAAAUAAUGCAAUAAUAUUAUUUAUGUUUAUAUAGAUUAUAAAUCACAUAUACGAUUUUCUACAGUAAGUAAUAUCAUCUUUGUUUCAAAAUUGUUGAUAUACUUGCAAAAUGUCAAAAAACAUAUUGUCACAUUGAUUAUUAACUCAGUCCUUUUGUGUAUGUCUAAGCUACAAUGGUUAUUUAAUUGGCGUAAUCAUCGACUUAUAUGCCUUUUCCUAAUUUUUAUUUAAUAAUAUUAAAGUUUUUAUAGUCAUUGAGCUAUAAAGGUUAGUAGGUGAAAUCAACUAAUGUACUGCUGUCUGCUGAUAAUCUUAAAACAUAUUAUAUUUCAUUCUUGUUUUUUUUGCAUCCACCAUGGGUUUCAUUAUCGAGAUAUGCUAGAGAUACCACAAGUGAUACUAUUUGUCUUUUUUUUUUGUUUCUAGAUUGCCACUUCUGUACUACUCAAUACUGUACGGUUGAGAUAGUUCGUGUUUAAGUAGUAUUGUUUUUUUUCUUGUAAUGUUAGGAUGAGUAUUUGUAUGAUGGUUCACCAUUAUUAUUAUUAUUAUUAUUAUUAUUAUUAUUAUUAUUAUUAUUAUUAUUAUUAUUAUUAUUAUUAUUAUGGUGGGGUACUUAAUUUUGCAAUGAUUUUAUCAUGUAUUAAUCUAAUAUAUCAUUGACAGAUAAUAUCGUAUCAUUGAAUUCUUUUGAGAAUAUGGUUUUGGAUCCAUUAGCAAAAAAAUUCACACUUGUUUAUAAAUCAUUUGAAUUUUAGACUAUCAUUACUGGGAUUCUUCUGGCAAAAUAUAAAAAAGAAUGUAAUAGAAAAUAAUGGAAAAUGUGUUACAUUUACCGUAUUAUUGAAGGAUGCGAUUGAUUGGUAUGGUGUCUGAAAGUACUAUAACAAUAAUAGUCUAAAAGCUUUGUCUACCUCCAGCAAUUCAGUGUGCUAUAAGUGUAUUAUUCUCAAACUAGCAGGAUGUCUAACAUUACAGCCUGUACACAAACUAAACACCUAUAAUGAUAUAAAAAAAUUCAACAAACUACAUGUUUACUAGUCCCUCUCCACCAAGAAUUUAUCAUCAAAAGAUAAAAAAAAUCAAAAGUCCAAGAAAGGCACCGAAGCAAAUGUGUAAGGAGAAACACUUCAGUACUAGCUUUUUAGCUAAUAUGUAGGCUAACCUCACCAAACUAUGCGAACUCCUCAAUUCAUCUAGAUAUCAAAAGACUUCCUAGAGAACUGGUCCUUCCCAUGGUGUGAAACAUAUCAAAUAUGAGAAGAUUAACAUAGAAAUCAGAAAGCAUUUGCCUAAUAGCAUAAACAGUGCAAAUCAACCCCUCUUGGGCGAAAAAAAUACGAUUGGCAAAUCAUGAUCAUUUUGGCAAACACAUUUUAAAGACAGUUCAUUCUAAUAAUUUCUUGAACAUGAGAAUGUUAAUUUCCAGAUGUAUUGCUCUAGGCUUAAAGUGAUUUGUUGAGAGAGGUUACGGUACUGAUGGCGUAGAUGAAGUGGAAUUAGAAUUAUGUCCAGGUUUUAUUAAAUUUAAUCUGCUAACUUCACCCUUGAGCAUUCUACUUUAUGUAAGACUUCUUUAUAAAAUAUCUCUCUAUAAUAUCAAUAUGCUCUAUUAACCUUCUAACUUAUCAAUAGAGAAACCAAACAUUAAACCAAAUAGUUGUUCUUUGAUUGCUUUAUGUUGCUUGCUCUCUCCGAAAUUCUGGAGAAAUUGGAUUUCUAUCAAUUUUACAAUUCUCAAUUUUAGCUCCACUAAACAAAAACAAAAAACAAAAAAUCCAACCCUUCGAAAGUUGAAUAAGAAGAGAUUAGGAACCAAUAAAUUCCACCCCUCUCA